This is a messenger RNA of Ruditapes philippinarum (Manila clam), 1587 nucleotides long. RefSeq lists its product as uncharacterized. The coding region runs from base 3 to 1325 and encodes 440 amino acids. The record is from RefSeq and is a predicted model, not a curated record. The transcript has 12 exons. NCBI's taxonomy places the organism in Eukaryota, Metazoa, Mollusca, Bivalvia, Venerida, Veneridae. Gene Ontology annotation, molecular function: nucleotide binding.
ACAUGGACAAACAAGAGGCAGGGCAAGACAUUAGACCAGAUGUACCCAAAACAGCAAUACUUGUUGGGGCAGGACAACGUGGACAUGGAUACUCAUAUUAUGCAGCUACCUUUCCUAAAGAAUUGAAGAUUGUAGGUGUUUGUGAACCAAGAGAUUACCACAGAGAUUAUGAGGCCACACUGCACAGAAUUCCACCAGAAAAUGUCUUCAAAGAUUGGAAAAAGGCAGCUGAACGUGACAAGUUUGCAGACUGUGUUUUUAUUUGUACUCCGGACAGACUUCACAAAGGACCAGCUAUUGCAUUUGCAAAGAAAGGCUAUCAUAUUUUACUGGAAAAACCAAUGGCUGCCACUGAGGAGGAUUGUAAAGAAAUUGUGUCUGCAGUGAAAGAAAAUAACGUUAUCCUAUCAGUUUGUCAUGUUAUGAGGUACAUGUCGUGGGUGAAAAAAGUGAAGGAAAUAAUUGACAGUGGUGAAAUUGGUGAAGUUGUCAACAUUAAUCAUACAGAACCUGUUGGCUAUUACCAUUUUGCCCAUUGUUUUGUGCGUGGUAACUGGCAUAAAGAAGAAGAUAGCUCAUUUUCACUUCUGGUAAAAUGUUGCCAUGAUGUAGACCUAAUUUGUUACUGGAUGUCCAAGAAGUGUAAUAAAGUAUCAUCAUUUGGAAACCUCAGUCAUUUUCAUAAAACUGAUAAGCCAGCAGGAUCCACAAGGAGAUGCUUAGAUUGUCCUGACACUGUUCAAAGUUCUUGUCCAUAUUCUGCCAAGAAAAUAUAUCUGGAUAUGGUAGAAAAGGGACACAAAGGUUGGCCAGCAAGUGUAUUAUGUGAUGUGGUAGAUAUUGAGAAUAUAACGGAUGCUCUCAAAAAAGGACCAUAUGGUAAAUGUGUAUAUAUCAAUGAUAAUGAUGUCAUGUCACAUCAGGUAGUGAAUAUGCAGUUUGAGGGCGGAGCUACAGCUACUCUACAAAUGGUGGCUUUCACAAGCAAAAUAAGUGAACGUGAAGUUAAAAUAUAUGGCACCAAGGGAGAAAUUACAGUACGCCAUGGAGCUUUACCUCCUGUAAGAGUCUUCAAUUUUCUGACACAAAAAUCAGUGAGCCAUUUCGCGCAAGAGAGCAUGAUAGUGUCACCUUUAGGAGGCAAUGAUGGAGCUGACUACAACACUAUUAAAGCAUUUCUCAAAGCACUACGUAAUGAAGACCAAACUGAGAUCGAGACUGGGCCAGAUGAAACUCUUGCUAGUCAUCUGCUAUGCUUUGCUGCAGAAAGGGCGAGAAUAGAGAACAGAGUUCUUAAUCGAAAUAGCAAAGGAGAAUUUGAAUAGAAAGACGUUAUCUACAGUAAUAUUUUGAAACUUGUUCAAGUAUAACCAGUUGCAAUGUACCUGCUUAUGUUAUUUAACAUAAAUAGGAUAAUAAUUAUGGAAACUGUAAAGAUGCCCAUCAUUGCGAAAUUUAAAAUGUUGCAGGCUCGGUUUGAUUGAGCAUGUUAAUUGAAGGGUAAAAAUGCAAUCUUCUGUCAACGCCCACUAGCACCGGCUCAACAUUAAUUUUAUAUUAGAAAAUGAUUAAUAAAGAAUGAAUGUA